AUGGGGUCAAUUAAGCCAGAAAGAAGAUCUUACUAUGAUUUCAAUGAUGUUGACAAGUGUCAAGUGGAGUUGGAAGGAAUUUUUUUGAAUUUGACGUUUAAACUUAACGAUUAUCAGAAUCUUUUACUGGGGUAUUAUUUCAAGCACGAAGUAUUGAAUUCAUUCACAAUCGAUAAGUAUUAUCCACAAGAUGGGGGGAAAGCGUACGUUAUACCCAACUUGAGUCGAAGAUACUGUGAAUACAGUGAUUUUUACCAUACUACAUGUGUUCGAGAAAACAGUCCAUUUCCAAUAAGUAAAUAUAUUGAUAUUGAAGAAUUUGACUUUGGGAAUAACCAAGAAAACGAAUUUUCCACCAUUGAGUACGGUGAAACCCAAGCAAAUGGCCCAAUUGUAUCACAGAUCAAGAGAAGGCGAUUAAAUGAGUUUUACGAAACAGAAGAAGAUUCACAACAACCAAUUCGGUUAUAUACCGAGAGCCAGCCAGUGAAUAAUCAAAGAGUAAUUCUUGACACUCAAAGAAGUCAAUUAGAGGAUAUUGAAGAUGUCGAAUUCAGUGAUGAAAAUGAAGAUAUUGAAAAAUCGUUACCCCCCUUGAGCCGGCUUGGAGAAUUAAAACAAUUAGGUAACGAGCAAAUCAAACAUGGAUACGAACAUAUCAAAAGAAGCCCCCCAAUACGAGUUCGUGCAAGGCUACAGUCAUUUGAACCCAGGCACCAAUUUAUCCUCAAGCCUUUUGGUCGAACGAUGAAAAUAUCCAAUUUCAAAAUGAAUUUGGCCGAUAAUUCAACGGUAUUCUCCGUUGAAUUCAAUACCCAGGAGGAAAUUUGCCAAUUUUUCCGAAUUAAAGAGAUCGAAGAGAUAACAAGAGACAUGGUUAGAGUAUUAACCAGACUAAACCACCUCCCCACCAAUUCACAACAAAUUGACCUCCUACUACAACAAAAAAUCAUGCCUUUGCAACCGACUAGUUCUUUAAUGAGAACUUAUUGGACUUGCCAAAAUGACUUCUACCACGUUACAAGGCUUGACGGUUGAAGAAGAAAAGAAAAAACAGAGAAAAAGCUUUAUUUACCUUCUUCUAAUUAUAAACCUUGUUCCCCUGAUUGUCAUUCAUUCAUUUACCUUUCCUAGACAAACUUAGCCUAUUAAUUG
This is a messenger RNA of Hyphopichia burtonii NRRL Y-1933, 1155 nucleotides long. RefSeq lists its product as uncharacterized. Bases 1 to 1038 code for a protein of 345 amino acids. NCBI's taxonomy places the organism in Eukaryota, Fungi, Ascomycota, Pichiomycetes, Serinales, Debaryomycetaceae. The record is from RefSeq and is a predicted model, not a curated record. The transcript has a single exon.